AUGAAAUUUUCUCUUUCUAUCGUACCUUCUAUUUUUUUCCUUUUUGGAUCAUUGAAUAAGGAAAUUACUCCUUUUUCUCUUCAAUCACUCAAUAAUUUUGAUGGGAAUAUUCCAAUUCAUCCAUUUUCACCACCAGAAUUAUCACCAGAAGUAAUUAGAGAAAAAAGACAAGCGUAUCAGGUAUAUGUUCAUGGAGAUGUCUCUGUAACUGUUGACAAAUCAGGAAAUGCCGAAUCUGGUAAUUGGGGAUCAUGGAAUUUAGAAAAAGAAUGUUCACGUACCUGUGGUGGUGGUGUUCAAAUAGAAAAAAGAGUAUGUAAUGGAGAAUGUACAGGUCCUUCAACACGUUAUGUUUCCUGUAAUACAGAAGAAUGUGAAGGUGAUAAUGACUUUAGAAGUGAACAAUGUGCAAAACAAAAUGAUAUACCAUUUGAUGGUAAUUAUUAUAAAUGGCUUCCAUACAAAGGAAAGAAUAAAUGUGAAUUGACAUGUAAACCAGAUAAUCAAAAAUUUUAUUACAAAUUUAGUGAUAAAGUUGUUGAUGGUACUAAAUGUGAAGAACAUUCUGAUGAUAUUUGUGUUGAAGGUGUAUGCCUCCCAUUAGGUUGUGAUGGAAAAUUAGGAUCAUCAUUAAAAAAAGAUAAAUGUGGUGUUUGUGGAGGUGAUUCUAGUACUUGUAAAACAGUUGAAGGUUUCUUUGAUGAAAGAAAUCUUUCACCUGGUUAUCAUGAUAUUAUUAAACUUCCCGUUGGUGCUACAAAUAUUAAAAUUGAAGAAAUUAGACCAACAACAAAUUCACUUGCUAUUAAAGGAGCUAAUGGUGAAUUUUAUCUCAAUGGAAAUAACAAACUUCAACCUGCUGGUACUACUAUUCGUGUUGGUGGUGUAGCAUUUAGAUAUGAAGCUACUAGUGCUGAUAGUUCAUCUUAUGAAAAACUUUAUGCUCUUGGUCCAUUAACUGAGGAAUUAACUAUUUCACUUCUUUUUAAUAGAGGAAAUAAAGAUUCAGCUGUUAGAUAUGAAUUUAGUGUUCCACUUGAAGAGUCUCCAUAUUUAUAUAAAUUUGAUGAAUGGACACCUUGUUCUGUAACAUGUGGAAAAGGACUUCAAACAAGAAAUUUAUAUUGUGUUGAUACUGAUAAUGGAGCUCGUGUUCAUGAUGAAAUGUGUGAAGGACAAAAUGUAACUAAACCAGAUACUGAGAAAUCAUGUGAAACUAUUGAUUGUGAACCAGAUUGGUAUGUUGGUGAAUGGGAACCAUGUUCAGAAACAUGUGGUGAUUCUGGAAUUCAAUUUAGAGUUGUCUAUUGUCACUCAACUUUUGCUGAUGGUAGAAAAAUUACCAUAGACGAUGAUAAUUGUACUGAAACUAUGAAAAGACCUGAAACAAAGCAAAAUUGUAAUAGAUUUAGUUGUCCAGAAUGGCAAGCCGGUCCAUGGUCAUCAUGUAGUGAAAAAUGUGGUCCAGCUAAACAAUAUCGUUCUGUUACUUGUAGAUCAGAAAAAGAAUCAGAGGAAGGUAAACUUCUUCCAGCUGAUGCAUGUAAUUCAGAAGAAAAAAUGGAAUCUGAAAGAGAAUGUAAUCUUGGACCAUGUGAAGGUCUUAAUUUUGUUACUGGUGAUUGGAAAGUUUGUCAAAGAUGUAAUGAUACUGAAGAAACAAGAGAUGUAUCAUGUCAAGAUACUAAUGGUCGAAAAUAUGCUUUAGAAAAAUGUCUUACUGGUAAUAUUACAAAAAUUCCAGAUAGUGAAAGAUCCUGUGCAACACCACAACCAUGUAUUUAUGAAUGGACUACAAGUCAAUGGUCUAAAUGUUCAACUGAAUGUGGUCAUGGACAUCAAACUAGAAAAGUUGUUUGUGCCAUCUCUGAACUUGGAGAUAUAACUAUUGUUGAUGAAGGUCUUUGUGGAGGAGAAAAACCAGAUAGUAAGCAAAAUUGUACAAAUGAAGAAAAAUGUACAGGAACUUAUUUCACGGGACCAUGGUCUAACUGUUCAGAAUCAUGUGGAGGUGGAGUACAAACAAGAAUGAUUGUAUGUCUUAACUAUGAUAAACAACCUGUUCCAGAAUGGUGUGAUGAAUCAACAAAACCAAUUGUUGAACAAGAGUGUAAUGUUGAAAAAUGUAAGACUUGUGAAGAUGGUGAAUUUGGAUGUUGUCCAGAUGGUGUAACAGAAGCAACCGGUAAAUUUAAUGAAGGAUGUUCUAAUUGCACUAUCACUGAAUUUGGUUGCUGUAAUGAUAAUGUUACAAUUGCAACUGGACCAAAUAGUAAAGGAUGUCCAGAAUAUAUUGAACAAGAAGCUUCUGGAGAAGAAAUUGAAAAAGAAGAGGUUAAAGAAAAUGAAAUUGGAACAACUAUUUCACCAGAAAGUGAUAGUAGUGGACCAACAGAAGAACCAAAAAUGUGUAUAGUUAAGAAUGAAGAAACUGGAGAAGAAGCUGAAGUUCCAUGUGCUUCAGCAAUUUCAGAAACUGAUGAUGAGGAGUUCCCUGUAUCUGAAAAUAAGACAAUUCAUUGUUCAGACACAGAAUUUGGUUGUUGUCCUGAUUGGUAUACACCAGCUACUGGUAAAGAUUUUGAAGGAUGUCCUGAAUUUAUUCUUGGAUCAUGUGCAGAUACAGAAUAUGGUUGUUGUUUGGAUAAUGUUACUCUUGCUCGUGGACCAAAUCUUGAAGGCUGUGGUGAUCCAACAUGUGCAGCUUCAUUAUUUGGAUGUUGUAAAGAUAGAAAAACAAUUGCUUUUGGAGCACAUUAUGGUGGAUGUGAUAGAUCUUCUUUCCCAUGUGAAUUAACAGAAUUUGGUUGUUGUGCUGAUGGUGAAACUGCUGCUUUAGGUAAAAAUGGUACUGGUUGUGGAGCAAAUUGCCUUCUUACAAAAUAUGGAUGCUGUCCAGAUAUGGUUACAGUAGCUAAAGGUAUUAAUAAUGAAGGAUGUGGAUGUCAAUAUGCUAAAUAUGGUUGCUGUCCAGAUGGUAAAAGUGAUGCUAAAGGUCUUAACUUUAUUGGAUGUCCUGAAUCAUGUGCUACCUCACAAUUUGGAUGUUGUCCUGAUGGAAAAACACCAGCUAGAGGUUCUAGAAAUGAAGGAUGCCCAUGUCAAUACACAAAAUGGGGAUGUUGUUCUGAUGGUGAAACAGCUGCCAGAGGACCAAAUUCAGAAGGAUGUGAUAACUGUCAUUACUCAAAAUAUGGAUGUUGUCAUGAUGGAACAACAGCUGCUAAAGGUAAAAAUUAUGAAGGAUGUCCAGCUACAACUGUUGCUCCAUUCCUUGUAGGAGGAACUGUUGAUCCAUUAAUGAUUCAAGCUUGCUCUCUUCCACAAGAUAGAGGAAUAUUCUGUGGUAGUGGUUACAAAUUAAUGUAUUACUUUGACAAUGAAUCAGGUGAUUGUACAGCUUUCUGGUAUUCUGGAUGUGAAGGAAACAAAAAUCGUUUUGCUUCAGCUGAUCAAUGUAAAACUGUUUGUAUUGAACCACCAGGUAAAGGACGUUGUCUUCUUCCAAAACAUGAAGGUAACCAAAAUUGUCAAGAACGUGUUGUUCGUUAUGCUUAUGAUGCACGUUCCAAAUCUUGUGUUGGAUUCUGGUAUAGUGGAUGUGGAGGAAAUUCAAAUUCAUUUGCUUCAUGGAAUGAAUGUAAAACAGAAUGUGAAGAUGUAGAAUUUAUUGUUGACAAUGUUGCUGAGGAACAACAAGUUGAGGAUGAAUCAGAAGAACAUAAUGCUGAAAAUAGUGAUGUUCAACCUCAAAAUACUGAAGUAGUACAUGAAGAAAGUCCACAAAGACCACCAAGUGACUUCAAUGAUAAGAUAACACAAAUGGCUAUUGAAGAUGCAAGAAAAAAACAAGAAGAAAUAGAAAGAGAGGUUCGUGAAAGAGCUGAACGUGAAAAAGCUGAACGUGAAAGAUUAUAUCAAGAACAAUUAAGAAAACAUUAUGAAGCUAUUGAACAAAGAAAAAAAGAAAAUGAAGAAAGGUUAUCUAAACAAGGAACACCACCAAAAGUAGAAAAUCUUCAAUAUCCUAUACAACAAGUUCAAGUUUCAAAUCCUACUGUUCCUAAACAAGUAUUUAAAAAAAGUGAAGCAUGUUCUUUACCUAAACAAGUUGGUAGAUGUCGUGGAAAUUUCCCAUCAUAUUAUUAUGAAAUUGCUACAGGAACAUGUAUGGAAUUUAUGUUCUCUGGUUGUGGUGGAAAUGCCAAUCGUUUCCAUACAAAAGAACUUUGUGAAAAUGCUUGUAUGAAACCAGUAUCAGUUGAAGAAGAAGCACAACCUCAAGUUCAACCUCAAAGAAGUUCAUCAAUAUCUAUUUGUGAUUUAGAUAAAGAUAGUAGACAAUGUUCAAGUUUCACACCAAAAUGGUAUUAUAAUAAGAAAGAUGGUACAUGUUCAAGAUUCCAUUGGGGUGGAUGUGAAGGUAGUACCAAUAAAUUUGAUACAGAAGAAGAAUGUAAACAAACAUGUGGAAAUCAUAUUUCUCCCUGUAAAUUACCUAAAGUAACAGGACCAUGUGCUGGAAAGAAAGAAUUUUAUUAUUUCAAUAGAGAUACCCAAAAAUGUGAAACUUUCAUUUAUGGAGGUUGUUUAGGAAACAUCAAUCGUUUUGAUACUCUUGCCGCAUGUCAAGGAACCUGUCCACUUCGUGAGUAA
Strongyloides ratti is the source of this 4656-nucleotide messenger RNA. RefSeq names its product Thrombospondin, type 1 repeat and Proteinase inhibitor I2, Kunitz metazoa domain and ADAM-TS Spacer 1 domain and Peptidase M12B, ADAM-TS family-containing protein. Gene Ontology annotation, cellular component: extracellular matrix. The transcript is spliced from 3 exons. NCBI's taxonomy places the organism in Eukaryota, Metazoa, Nematoda, Chromadorea, Rhabditida, Strongyloididae. Gene Ontology annotation, biological process: extracellular matrix organization. Gene Ontology annotation, molecular function: serine-type endopeptidase inhibitor activity; metalloendopeptidase activity. The coding region runs from base 1 to 4656 and encodes 1551 amino acids. The record is from RefSeq and is a predicted model, not a curated record.